Molecule: messenger RNA, 1264 nt
Organism: Brassica napus (rape)
Lineage: Eukaryota; Viridiplantae; Streptophyta; Magnoliopsida; Brassicales; Brassicaceae
Product: ATP synthase subunit delta, chloroplastic
Exons: 1
Coding region: 434-1138 (234 amino acids)
Biological process (GO): proton motive force-driven ATP synthesis; photosynthetic electron transport in photosystem I; photosynthetic electron transport in photosystem II
Cellular component (GO): chloroplast thylakoid membrane
Molecular function (GO): proton-transporting ATP synthase activity, rotational mechanism
Source: RefSeq, a predicted model, not a curated record
AAGCUUGUAAAUUACUCAUAUAUUUGACCCCAAAAAAAUUACUCAUAAUUUGUGCUAGGCUAUCGAAUUUCAACCCGCUGAAACCAAACUAGGUCAGGUGAAAUCGAUUUUAGUCGAUCCUCCAGCUUGGUCACAUGAGUCUAAUUGAAAUCAACAUUAUUUGUGGUAUCACAAUUCUGGAUAACUGGAAUCGAUCCUCGUUAAUAUGGAGCACAGAUAUCUUACCUAUAAUGUGUCUCCACGUGGCGGCUUCUCCAUCCUCUAGCAAUCUCAUCACAAGAUAAACCUUCUAUGCUCUACCCUCGAUCUUUACUCAUCAACAAAUCUCCACCGUCCGUUUUAUAAUUCCCCAAAACCUUAGCUUCUUCUUCUCCUCUCGUCUUCGAGAAACCACAAAUCGCUCUCUCUCUCUCUCUCUCUCUCUUUCUCUGCAAUGGCGUCUCUUCAGCAAACUAUGCUCUCUCUGCAGUCCAAACUUCCUCCAUCAUCUUUCCACAUCGGGGGAUCUCUUCCUAUGCGAAAGACAGCCUUACCACUUCGAAUCAGAGGCGGAAACGCGGCGGGAGCGAGAAUGUCAGCCACGGCGGCGGGAAGCUACGCGAUGGCUCUCGCGGACGUCGCGAAGAGGAACGAUACUCUCGAAUUGACGAGCGCAGACGUCGAGAAGCUCGAGAAGGUCUUCUCCGAUCCGCAGGUGCUCAACUUCUUCGCGAAUCCAACCGUCGAGCUCGAGAAGAAGCGUCUCGUGAUCGACGAGAUCGUGAAAUCGUCCUCUCUCCAGAGCCACACCUCCAAUUUCCUCAACAUCCUGGUCGACGCGAAUCGUAUCAACAUAGUGACCGACAUCGUGAAGGAGUUCGAGAUUGUGUACAACAAGAUAACGGACACGCAGUUGGCCGAGGUUAGAUCGGUGGUGAAGCUGGAGCCGCCGCAGCUUGCUCAGAUCGCCAAACAGGUUCAGAAGCUGACCGGGGCGAAGAACGUGAGGGUGAAGACGGUUCUUGAUCCGAGCCUUGUCGCUGGGUUUACGAUUAGGUACGGUGAUUCUGGGUCGAAGCUUAUUGAUAUGAGUGUGAAGAAGCAGCUUGAGGAUAUCGCUGCUCAGCUAGAACUCGGCGAGAUUCAGUUAGCUGCAUGAGAAAAUUGUAUUAUUGACAACAGCUUCUUUUUACUUGUGCAAGUUAAUUCUUUCUCUCUUCUUUUCUCCAUCAAUCAUCUCCAUAUAAUAUACUUAUAUAAAUAAUUCUCGAGUUAUUUUCAAUUA